Molecule: messenger RNA, 413 nt
Organism: Symbiodinium sp. CCMP2456
Lineage: Eukaryota; Dinophyceae; Suessiales; Symbiodiniaceae
Source: the annotation of a GenBank genome assembly
GCUGCCCCAUCGACAGAUACGAGGUCUUUCUCGCUGACCAAGACAGAGUUGCAAAAGUCAAGAAGCUCGUGGACGACCUGAACGAGUGUUCCACCAGUGAGGAGCAGAAGCAGCUGUUGGACGACCUUCCGGUGAAGGACUUUCACGAGAUCAAGGUGGAGGAGUUCGCCAAUCCAGCGCUUCCGGACCACAUCUUCGAGGGUCUCCUGGGUGGCCUACCCUAUGCGGUUGCCGUCAGAGCGCACAACCUGGAGGGCUGGAGCGACUGGUCCCCUCCCUUGGACGACAUCGUCUCACCGACGGCAGCUCCGGAAGAGCCGCCCGCACCAUGGCUCAUCGAGGCUGGGAAAGACUCCCUCCGAGUGGGCUUCUCGCUGCCGUACGACAAUGGUGAUAUCAUCACCAAAGCUGAG